AUGAUCCGGUAUUCGGGACCAGGAAGGACGGAAACUAUCUUUCAUUUGAAUAAAUAUACGAAUGCAAGUGCGGCAAUAGAGGAAAUGAAACGAGUGCCACAUAUGGGUGGAACAACACGGACUGGUGAGGCGAUCACCUAUGCCACUGGCGAAUUCGACCAGAGAUACGGAGCGAGAAAAGGAGCAAAACGCCUCAUUAUCAUUUUCACGGAUGGAUAUUCACAGGUGAGAUUCUGUUCAUCGCUACACUAUGAUACCGCAAGGUUAUCGUACAGCCUCUGA
Anisakis simplex (herring worm) is the source of this 282-nucleotide messenger RNA. NCBI's taxonomy places the organism in Eukaryota, Metazoa, Nematoda, Chromadorea, Rhabditida, Anisakidae. The record is from the annotation of a GenBank genome assembly.